Messenger RNA from Penicillium riverlandense, 1407 nucleotides. RefSeq lists its product as uncharacterized. Lineage: Eukaryota; Fungi; Ascomycota; Eurotiomycetes; Eurotiales; Aspergillaceae. The record is from RefSeq and is a predicted model, not a curated record. The transcript is spliced from 5 exons. Bases 1 to 1407 code for a protein of 468 amino acids.
AUGACUAGUUUUGACACGCUCUUCCGAUCGGAGCAAAAGGUCAUCAUGUCGAUGGACAACAUCGUCGACUCUGUUUUCACGGCGCCUUACAAUGUGACGAUCACAGCCCUCUACUACGACGAUGUGGCCAUCCGUACUGCUCGUGGGUGGGCAAGUGUCCAGCGGACAAAAGAAAACACGAGGCUCGGCACCGCAAGCUCUUCAAGUGUGAUGAGUCUAACUGUACCCGUAAAGAAGGGUUCGGCCACCAUCAACGACCUGGCUCGCCAUAAGAAAUGCGUCCACAACAAGAAGCCUGAGCGGGGGCCCAAAAUGGUGUACAUGUGUUUUGGGAAGCAAUGUUCUCGUCGGGACAAGACGUGGCCGCGCUUGGAUAAUUUUAGGCAACAUCUUACACGAAUGCACGGCGACGAGGACGCAGAUUUAUUACUGAAGAGGUCUAUGGAUUGGUAUGAGUCUGCCGCCGCUUGCUCGGAUACGCAGUCUGUCGAUGUAACCGGCUCACAGGAUGAACCCAUGUUUGACACACCGAAGAAUCUGGCACUGGCUCCAUCCAUACCGAAAAUUCAGCCUGAUUAUGAUUGUAAAAGUGUGGACCUCCUUGAUUGCAGGGAAUGGACCCCAAAACCAAUUGGGGGUACACAGAACUGUACAAACCCAGAGAUAACCCCGGCCCGGGCUUCACCACUCGACAGGGAUAGUGAAGAUAAAAUCAAUCUCAUCAAUGCAGCCCCAGAAGCAUUUUUGGCCGGCGCAGCCGACAAUCUGAUCAGGGCUAUGGCCAGGAUUAUAAGCAGCCGCGCCCUCAAGGAAGCUCAAGAAUCCCAUCAAGGAAUAAAUUUGGAGAACGAUAGCACCCAGAUAUCCAAACUUCAGCGUCAUAUGCUACAGAGUGUGCUGGCAGCAGCGCUGGAAAGGCUCUCGGACGAGCACACCGCUUCGGAUGAUUCGGAGAAAACGCGAGGCUGGUUCCAGUGCGAUACUUGUCCCAAACGCACGCGCCUGCGUUGCGAGAUGAAUCAACCAUCGACAGAAAACAUCAAAAACGCCAUGAACCAGGAUUCUUACAUGCAGCACCUGCGCCAGCAGCAUGGCGUUCCCGAAGCCGGCAUCAGGACCUCGGUGUGCUCAACCCGCCUUGACAUGGCCAGCCAGUCAGAGUUCUGGUGCGGAUUCUGUAACCACGCCAUCUCGCUUCGAAAUGACAGCCAGGCAGCUUGGGAUGAGAGACUUGAUCAUAUUGAUUCGGAGCAUUUCAAGAAAGGGGAGAGGGGCCAGGGUUGGUCUUUUCCAUCCGUCAGUGCGAUCUUUUUGUUAAAUCCAGAUGGUGUUCUGGAUGAGUGCUCUGGUUCACCUGGACCAGGCCGGGAAGAGAACCCGAAGAAGCGCAAGUUGGCAGCCCUGUGA